AUGAACAAUCUGGCGAGGGUAGUUGAGUUUAUUACGGAGGAUAAAGAGUGGAAUAUCCCACUGUUAAGCUCUUUUCUUCCUUGGGAUAUCUGUCUUAAAAUUUCCAAGAUUUUUCUUCCUAAAAAGGAUGUUGAUGAUGAGGUUUUCUGGGCUCUCUCCCCUGAUGGGAAUUAUUCGGUUAAAUCUGGGGCUCAGUUGCUUAUUAAUCAGAAAAUUGGGCUGAAUCCGUCAGUCGAGUACCUUUGGUUGUGGAAGGCUAAUUUAUCCCCCAAGAUAAAAAAAUUUUUGUGGAAGGCUUGCAAUGAUGGCCUUCCUACUAAGGCUAGACUAGAGCAAGUUCAUGUCUUCACCCCUCAACAGUGUGAAUUCUGUGGCUGUUCGCUGGAAACUGCUUCGCAUCUCUUUUUCCAAUGCCGGUUCACUAUUGAUAUUCUGCACCAACUUGAGGCUGAUUAUGGUUGGCCUCAAAUUCCGUCUUCUGCUAUUUUAGGCUCUUUUAGAGCAAAUUUGCAAUGUUGUGUUGAUGCGUUGGGGAUUCCAAAAACUUGUCAAUUAGCUGUUGUCUGGUGGUUUGUCUGGUUUACCCGGAAUAAAGUCAUUUUCUCUCAAGAAGCUUUUAACGUUCGUCAGAUUUGUAUUCUUGUUCAUAAGUUCCUGGCUGAGUGGCAUGUUUGUGGUGACAAUACUGCUAGGAUUCAGACUCGUUCUGAUCCCCAACUUUUGGGGCUUAACUCUUUGUCCAGGAGGUGUGCGCCUUGGGUUCCCCCUCCUGAGGGUGUUUUUAAAGUUAAUUUUGAUGGUUCCAAGUAUAGUGAUGGGAGAACCUCCUUUGGUUUUGUAAUUCGGAAUCAUGCGGGGGAGGCUCUUCUUACGGGGUGUAAUUCCCUGCCUUCUGAUUGGUCUAUUACUCAAGCAGAAGCUUUUGGGCUUUGGGAAGCUAUCAAGGGUGCUUGUUUUUGUAACCUCCCGAGAAUCAUUAUUGAAGGAGAAGAUUUGGAAACCCCCCUGGGUUAUUAA
Molecule: messenger RNA, 1017 nt
Organism: Beta vulgaris subsp. vulgaris (sugar beet)
Lineage: Eukaryota; Viridiplantae; Streptophyta; Magnoliopsida; Caryophyllales; Amaranthaceae
Exons: 1
Coding region: 1-1017 (338 amino acids)
Molecular function (GO): nucleic acid binding; RNA-DNA hybrid ribonuclease activity
Source: RefSeq, a predicted model, not a curated record